Onychomys torridus (southern grasshopper mouse) is the source of this 1721-nucleotide messenger RNA. Its product is annotated as zinc finger protein 420-like. The transcript is spliced from 2 exons. Lineage: Eukaryota; Metazoa; Chordata; Mammalia; Rodentia; Cricetidae. The record is from RefSeq and is a predicted model, not a curated record. The coding region runs from base 1 to 1344 and encodes 447 amino acids.
AUGCUCACUGUGAAUCAACAUACAGUUUUGAGUCACCAGAGACUUAAUACAGGCAAGAAAGCAAAUGAAUUUAAAUGUGAAAAAGCCCUCAGAUUUGGAUCAGACCAUAUUUAUCAUCAGCUAACUCACCCUGGUAACAAAUUCCAUGAAGAUAAGGAGUAUGGGGCAACCUUUCUUCCUGAUUCAGAUCUCACUCACUUUCAGCAAGUUCUCUGUGAAUUGAAGACUCAUCAAGGAAAGAAAUCUAGAGAGCCAUUUGGUUUGCACUCAAAAAUAUCUGGUCUUCAGAGAAUUCACACUGGUGAGAAAUCUUAUGAAUGUAAGGAAUGUGGAAAGUCCUUUACUUUGAAGUCAAACUUGACCCGACAUCACAGAGUUCAUACUGGUGAGAGGCCAUAUGUAUGUGAUACCUGUGGAAAAGCCUUCACUCAGAGAUCACAUCUUACUUCACAUCAGAAAAUUCACACUGGAGAAAAAGCUUAUGCAUGUGGAGUCUGUGGUAAGGCUUUUAAUCAUGGCUCAAACCUGACUAAGCAUCAGAACGUUCAUUAUCAUGUGAUUAAUGCUGGCAAGAAAAUACAUGAAUGUAUAGAAUGUGGCAAGCGUUUCAAUAGGCAUUCAAAUCUCACUCGUCAUAAGAAACUUCAUGCUAGAUCAGCUCCUAUUAGUCAUAACAGAAAUCAGGCUGGAGAGAAACCUUUUAGACAUAAGAGGUUUGGGAAAUCUUUUAGAUUUCCUUCACAACUUAGUUUACACAGACAAAUCCAUACUGGUGAGAAAUCUUAUGAAUGUAAGGAAUGUGGAAAAUCCUUUACUUUGAAGUCAAACUUAACCCGACAUCACAGAAUUCACACUGGUGAGAGGCCAUAUGCAUGUUAUAACUGUGGAAAAGCCUUCACUCAGGGAUCACAUCUUACUUCACAUCAGAAAAUUCACACUGGAGAAAAAGCUUAUGCAUGUGGAGUUUGUGGAAAAGGUUUUAAUCACAACUCAAACCUGAUUCAGCAUCAGAAUAUUCAUUAUGUCGUUAAUGUUGGCAAGAAAAUACAUGAAUGUAAAGAAUGUGGCAAGGUUUUUAAUCAACAUUCAAAUCUCACUCGUCAUAAGAAAACUCAUGUGGGAGAGAAACCUUUUAAAUGUAAGGAAUGUGGAAAAUCCUUUACUUGGAAGUCAAACUUGACCCGACAUCACAGAGUUCAUACUGGUGAGAGGCCAUAUGCAUGUGAUACCUGUGGAAAAGCCUUCACUCAGGGAUCACAUCUUACUUCACAUCAGAAAAUUCACACUGGAGAAAAAGCUUAUGCAUGUGGAGUCUGUGCAUACAUAUGGAAGAGUUUGUUCUAGGAGUUGGUUCUCGCCUACCCUGGGUGUUUCAGGGAUCCAAUUUAAGCUGUCAGGAUUCCCCCUGUAAGUGCCUAACUGCUGCAAAGUCUCUGUGGACCUACCACCCUGGCCCAUUGUUUCACUAUGUAUUUCUGGCAGGCCUGAAACUCCCUAUGUACACCCAGCUUACCUUGAACUCAUAAAGAUCCACCUGUCCCCGUUUCCCAAGUCCUGGGAUUAAAGACAUAUGCCACCAUGAACUGCCAACACGGAGGCUAGGAGCCUCCAAGGCUAGGGCUCCAACUUUUUGUGGUUUGUUGUUCUGGGUACAUGAGCCCAGUGUUUAAGGAAAUUAAAGUAAUACAUUUGAAAUUUACCUGGAAUGAUAAAGCUUUUGU